GGGCUUCUGUGGAGCCCGGUGUCUAUAAAUCCUCACUGCGGCCCUGCUCGCUUCUUGAUGUAUUACAGUGACAGCUGCACUACAUUUUCCUGGCUUGUGUAAUGGGCUUGAGUCUUUUCUCAUUCGGCAACAAAUUACGCAGUGACCAAACGGUGUCACACAGAAACCGACUUGAAACGACCUGCUAAUUCCAGAUAAUUAAGUAAAGUCGUUAAUCACAGCAGCGUGUGAACCUCGUGAACCGACCUGUGAAACAUCUCUUCGGCUCACUAAUUGACUGCCUGUUGUUCCUCCCUCGUUUUAAACUGCCCCAUCUAGCGGUCGCUCCUCGUCUACCCCCCCCUCCCCAUUUAUUAAAUUAUUUCUUUUUUUUUGUCACCGUGAGAAAUAAAGUGCCAGUGUAGAGCAGGGACAUCAGUAGCUGCGCGGCACUUUGCAGCGGCGGAUCGCCGGAGACGGAGCGCUUUCACUUCACUGUGGCGAUUAAAGUUGAGCGCGACACGCUGAUGACCUGCGAGCAUCCUCCGGGGAAACUGUGCAUUUGACUGGCUUAACGAGCGUCAGUUUCCAUCUCCUCACCACAGAUCAUUUGUUGCUGUCGUGGCUCCGCUGUCCAACAGUCCGAAGGCUGCGUUUCAACCCAGCGCACUGACGGAUACGGACACACUCCCGAGGAUCACAGAUGGACUGGCUCACACCUGAGAUGUGAAGUGUGUUAUGUGAGCCAAGGUGUUUUCCCACCUCGCUGGUGGUGGGGAGAGAUGCUGCACUCCGUUGCCAUGACAGCAGAAGUUCUCUUUGUUCUGGGGUUCCUGAUGAGCGCAGCUCACUGUAAUCCUAUAGCGACCUUACCGGCGAGCCGAGAACGUCUGGAAAGAGUGUUGACCCAAGCCAGGGAGGACAAACACCAGGACAAGCAGGCCCCCGAGGAGCCGCUGGGAUACGGGGCUCAGCAGCGGCUGGAGGAAAUCAAUGCUCAGGGUCCCAACAGGACUGCCGUGAGCCGCGCCAGGACGAACCUCAGCUCCCAGACACGGGGAUCUAAAGGCGGGAAGUCCCAGGAGCUGUGGACUGAGCAGAACAGCCUGAACCAAAUAGACGAGGGCCCAACCAGUGACGUCGCCCUCUCCCUGGAGGCGAUCGACGAGUACGCCUACCCAGACUACAGGGGGAAAGGCUGCAUGGAUGAGAGCGGCUUUGUGUUCGCCAUUGGCGAGGAGUUUACCCCGGGCCCUUCGACGUGCCCUUGCCUCUGCACAGACGAGGGCCCUCUGUGCACCAAGCCAGAAUGUCCCAAGGUUCACCCUCGCUGCAUUAAAGUGGACACUAGUCAGUGCUGCCCAAUGUGCAAGGAGAAAAAGAACUACUGCGAGUUUCGGGGCAAGAUCUACGCCUCGCUGGAGGAGUUUAAGGUGUCUCCAUGUGAGAAGUGCCGAUGUGAGCCAAGCGGGGAGGUAUUGUGCUCAGUGGCAGCCUGCCCUCAGACUGAGUGUGUGGACCCAGAAUAUGAGCCGGAUCAGUGCUGUCCCAUCUGCAAGACCGGGCCAAAUUGCUACGCGGACACAGCAGUGAUACCAGCCGGCCGAGAGGUGAAGAUUGAUGAGUGUACAAUCUGCUACUGCACAUACGAGGAGGGCACAUGGCAGAUUGAGCGUCAGGCCACCUGCAGUAAGAACGAGUGCCAGCGGAGCUAGAGACUGGCUCACUCAGAGGGGACAUUGGCACGCCAACACCAGCGCCAAUCCGCAUGUAAACUCUCGGCCUUUCACCCAGUCUACCGGACAUCAGGGUCGGACUGCAGCCCUCGAGCAUUUCAGCAUUUAUAGUCACUCCUGUAUUACUGAAAAAAAAAUGCUUUUAUGAAAGUUUAUAAUCCACACACAGAAUAUCUAUUUAUCUAUGUAUUAAAUUAUUUAUGAAUAUAUACAAAUAUAGGAGUCAUUAAUGCUGAACUAGUGAACAAAUAUUUUUUAUAGCCUCUGUAUUUUAUUAAGCAAUGUAUUGGACCAGAGGUCAAUAAAACAGAAUGUAUAGAACACACACAGCUGUCUUUGGAGGUGAAAACCUCAAUGUCUCAACAUGCGGUGUCACUUGACAAAUCCUGACACCCGUCCCUCUACCACCAAAGUGCAGACUAGACUAUGUGUGAUCCAUUUCACAAUAAUGGGUAAAGAUUUGCUGUGUCGGUCGAUCAGGUGCAGAGUUAAAAACAACAACCAGAAAAAAGAAGGAAAUUCAUGAGGACUUGACUGUUUCUUGACUUCUUUUAUCUUUUUUUGGAUGUUCAAACGUGUUUUGAUUUGAAAGUGCUUUUUUGUAUUUCUCUUGGUACCGUGUGUUCAUUGUUUCAAAUAAAUGCCAAUCUGCGCUCUGUA
Centropristis striata (black sea bass) is the source of this 2375-nucleotide messenger RNA. RefSeq names its product von Willebrand factor C domain containing 2 (gene vwc2). Lineage: Eukaryota; Metazoa; Chordata; Actinopteri; Perciformes; Serranidae. Gene Ontology annotation, biological process: negative regulation of BMP signaling pathway. Gene Ontology annotation, cellular component: AMPA glutamate receptor complex. The transcript has 4 exons. Gene Ontology annotation, molecular function: protein binding. Bases 762 to 1694 code for a protein of 310 amino acids. The record is from RefSeq and is a predicted model, not a curated record.